Molecule: messenger RNA, 1123 nt
Organism: Peromyscus eremicus (cactus mouse)
Lineage: Eukaryota; Metazoa; Chordata; Mammalia; Rodentia; Cricetidae
Product: zinc finger protein 862-like
Exons: 4
Coding region: 152-1123 (323 amino acids)
Biological process (GO): regulation of DNA-templated transcription
Source: RefSeq, a predicted model, not a curated record
CUACCGCCUCCCGCUGUGGGAGAGCGAAGUUUGCUGCCUCGUCUCCCCUGCCCCUGUGACUCGGCUCCGGGAUCCCAAGUCCCGAGUGGGCCGCGGCGGCCUCGGAACAGGCCUGGAGGGCGGCGGUCUGCAGGGCCGCUAGAACCUGGCCAUGGAGCCCGGGGAGACGGGGAAGGUUCCUGUGACCUUUGAUGACAUCACAUUGUACUUGCUACAGGAGGAAUGGAUGAUGUUGAAUCAGCCCCAGAAGGACGUUUUUGCUUCCAACAAGCAGACAGCACCUCUAGGACCAACUGCUGCCAAUCCUGAGCUGUUCCAUGCAUUUGGGCAAGAGGCUGAGCCAUGGCUAGGCAACAUCCAGGGCCAGAGGUGUCUCCUGAACCAUCAUCCUGGAAAAACCCACAUGAACUACAUGGAAGAAACAGAUGUGCAGGGUUCCACCAGAGAGCAAGGACCAUACCUACCACCUCAAAAGAAAGCCUGCCUUGCCCACUUCAGCACAGAGAACAGUGCCAUCGAGGGAGACUGGACAGGAAGAAACAGCCCCCAAGACAAGAACCCCCGUUCUGUCCAGAAGUUGUGGUUCACACAGUUUCCAUGGUUGAUCAUGAAUGAGGAACAGACGGCUCUGUUUUGUGCUGUCUGCCGAGAAUACCCAUCGGGCAGGGACAGACGGUCAAGAUUAAUAGAAGGCUACACAGGACCAUUCAAGGUGGAAACUCUCAAAUACCACGCCAAGAGCAAGGCCCACAUGCUCUGUGUCAACGCCCUGGCCGCCAAGGACCCCGUCUGGGCAGCCCACCUCCAGAGUCUCAGGGAGAGUUCUGCAGAUAUCCUGGCCAGCCCUGACCACCUCCUCACUGCAGACUGUCCCACGUUCUACCCUCCAGGGCCCCUGGGAGACUUUGAUGGCAUAGCUGAGCUCCUGUCAAGCCCAAGAGCUGAACUAGAGGACCCUCCAGGGAGUGGAGCCAUCCCUGCUUUGCAUCUAGACUGCAUGUCAGAUUUGAGGCAAAAAGAAAUUGGCAGUGACAUCCUUAAUCCCUCAAGUAGCAACACUUUGUGUAAGGACACUACUGAAUUCUGCAGCCAGGUAAUGUGUUUAUUGAUUGCUGUGCCUUAG